Magallana angulata is the source of this 772-nucleotide messenger RNA. RefSeq names its product short-chain collagen C4-like. The record is from RefSeq and is a predicted model, not a curated record. The transcript has 3 exons. NCBI's taxonomy places the organism in Eukaryota, Metazoa, Mollusca, Bivalvia, Ostreida, Ostreidae. Bases 31 to 756 code for a protein of 241 amino acids.
GAACCUUAUCUCUGACUUUUAGCCUUAGAGAUGAUCUUCACGUCAAUAUCACUCCUUGUCACUGCACACGUCUGUUUCGCUUUUAAGUCGGCGGUGGACAAACGAUUGUUGAUUUCUGACCAGACCGUGCUCCAUGAAUCGAUCACAAAACUCCAGGCAGAACUACAGCAGCUGAAAGCGGAAGUGGAGCAGCUGAAACGGAGCAAUUCUGCAUCCAGUCCAUCUGUUUCUUAUGUUCGCUGGGGUCGACACAGCUGUCCCGUGGGUUCCUCCAUAAUCUACAGAGGUUUUGCUGGAGGUCAUCCCCACAACGAGACAGGCUCAGGCGCGAGUUUCCUCUGUUUGCCGGACGAUCCACUAUGGGGUGCUCACAAAGACGGCUACAACUCAUACUCUGGGUGGAUAAUGGGGGUGGAGUAUGAGGGCGGAUAUUUCUUCGACAGUACAACAAAGGACUACGACGUUCCUUGCGCGGUUUGCCUGACUCCACACUCUACGUCCAUUAUGGUUCCCGCCAGAAACGCCUGCUUCGAUGGCUGGCAUCUAGAGUAUAACGGGUACCUGAUGUCCAAUGCCCACCGCCAUAUCGGAGAGUCGGACUAUAUUUGUGUGGAUUCACAUCCUGACGUCAUUCCCAAUAGUCAGAACAACACGAACGGUGCUGUUCUGUACAUGGUGGAGAGUGUCUGCUCCGGACUGCCCUGUCCGCCCUAUGUCGCCGGCAGAGAACUCACCUGUGCUGUUUGUAGCAAAUAAAGUGUGAAAUAUUUCA